This is a messenger RNA of Penicillium salamii, 828 nucleotides long. The record is from the annotation of a GenBank genome assembly. NCBI's taxonomy places the organism in Eukaryota, Fungi, Ascomycota, Eurotiomycetes, Eurotiales, Aspergillaceae.
AUGCCAGACAUUGAGGUCCAAAACCUCUCAUACAAGUUCCAAGAUGGCUCCGACGGCCUACAGGAUGUGGCCAUGAGCCUCCCUGCCGGAAGUCGAACUCUUCUCAUUGGUGCGAACGGAGCCGGAAAGACCACACUCCUGCGCCUACUAUCUGGCAAACGCCUGGCACCCACUGAUACCAUUGCGGUGGGUGGCAAAGACCCCUUCAAAGACGGUCUAGAAGGCGUCACCUACCUGGGUGUGGAAUGGGUGUUGAACAGCAUCGUCCGCACAGACAUCGAUGUGCCAACCCUCCUCGCCUCUGUAGGCGGAAAUGCCUACCCAGAGCGUCGAGACGAGCUAGUCGAGAUCCUGGAUAUUGAUCUCCGCUGGCGAAUGCAUGCCGUAUCAGAUGGUGAGCGUCGCCGGGUCCAGCUGGCUAUGGGUCUCCUACGGCCGUGGCAGGUUCUGCUACUGGAUGAAAUCACGGUGGACUUGGAUCUGUUGUCUCGGAGCAAUUUCCUGGCUUUCUUGAAACGCGAGACAGAGACAAGAGCUUGUACAAUCGUCUACGCUACUCACAUUCUUGAUAACUUGGCUCAGUGGCCGACUCAUCUGGCUCAUAUGCAUUUGGGCAAGGUGAAGGCCUUGGGAACCGUUGAAACAUUCCAUGAACAGGUCCCUGAUUGGGUUUCUGAGAAUAGUCGACUGGGUGAACUGGUUCUCAAGUGGCUCAAGGAGGAUAUGGCAGCUAGAGGACCUCGCAACGGCCGUGGCAGUCAGAAUAAGACCUACCAAUCGCUUGAGGGCAUUGGCGGUUAUGGGCAGGAGAAGGCCGUCGGAAAAUGA